AUGUCGACGUGUCCGCAGUGCUACACGGGCACGUGCAAGCGCCACCGGGGCCAGGACCACGGCCGCUCCAUGGUCAAGAGCGCGAACGCCGAGUCGACGCUGCAGAAGAUGUACGAGCAGCUCGUGGGCUCCAAGCUGCAGAAGCUGCAGGCCGAGGCCGAGCGAGACCCGUCCAAGCAGCACACCAGGGACUUCCGCAAGCAGCUGGACGCGUCGCGCGACAAGUCGAUGAAGAAGUCGCACAAGUCGCGAUCCAAGCUGGCCAAGGCGGACGUGACGGGCAGCGGCCUGAACCCGCAGGCGCUGGCCGCCAUCUACGGCGCCGACUCGGACGACUCGGACCAGGAGGACGAGGAGCGCCGCAAGAGGCGGAAGAAGAAGCACAAGCACUCGUCGUCGUCCAGCAGGAAGAGGAAGCACAGGUCCAGCGACAGUGAGAGUGACUCGGACUCGGACUCGAGUGGCUACAGCAGCGACGACUCGCGCCGUCGACACAAGAGGUCUUCCAGGAAGCACAGCCACCACAAGAAGAGCCACAAGAAGAAGCACAAGCGCAGCAGGACCGACAGCGAGUAG
Messenger RNA from Phytophthora sojae, 576 nucleotides. RefSeq lists its product as hypothetical. The transcript has a single exon. The coding region runs from base 1 to 576 and encodes 191 amino acids. The record is from RefSeq and is a predicted model, not a curated record. Lineage: Eukaryota; Oomycota; Peronosporomycetes; Peronosporales; Peronosporaceae.